Molecule: messenger RNA, 195 nt
Organism: Strongylus vulgaris
Lineage: Eukaryota; Metazoa; Nematoda; Chromadorea; Rhabditida; Strongylidae
Source: the annotation of a GenBank genome assembly
AUGUCUGGACGUGGAAAGGGAGGUAAAGCCAAGACUGGUGGCAAGGCCAAGUCUCGCUCAUCCAGGGCUGGACUUCAAUUCCCCGUUGGUCGUCUCCAUCGUAUGCUCCGCAAGGGCAACUAUGCUGGUCGAAUUGGUGGAGGAGCUCCCGUCUACCUGGCUGCUUGUGCACAGGGUAUACAGAAAUGUUGUUGA